UCGCUCUUUUUAGGGGCUUGUGUGGUGUGUGGGAGCCCGCCUCCCUGCCUCCCUGCCUCCCAGCUCCAGGGGGUAUUUAAAGACCCCUGCCCUCUGUGUUUUGCCCCAGUUGAAGCAUCUCUCUCUCUCUCUCUCGUGUGAUACUACUUGACCACACCCCCUGACCAAUCAUGUGCGACGAAGACGAGACCACCGCCCUUGUGUGUGACAACGGCUCCGGAUUGGUCAAGGCCGGAUUCGCUGGGGAUGACGCUCCCCGUGCUGUCUUCCCAUCCAUUGUGGGCCGACCCAGACACCAGGGUGUGAUGGUGGGUAUGGGUCAGAAGGACAGCUAUGUAGGAGACGAGGCCCAGAGCAAGAGGGGUAUCCUGACUCUGAAGUACCCCAUUGAACACGGCAUCAUCACCAACUGGGACGACAUGGAGAAGAUCUGGCACCACACCUUCUACAACGAGCUGAGAGUGGCCCCUGAGGAGCACCCCACCCUGCUCACUGAGGCCCCCCUCAACCCCAAGGCCAACAGGGAGAAGAUGACUCAGAUCAUGUUUGAGACCUUCAACGUCCCCGCCAUGUACGUGGCCAUCCAGGCUGUGCUGUCCCUCUACGCCUCCGGCCGUACCACCGGUAUCGUGCUGGACUCUGGAGAUGGUGUGACCCACAACGUGCCCAUCUAUGAGGGGUACGCCCUGCCCCACGCCAUCAUGCGUUUGGAUCUGGCUGGCAGAGACCUGACUGACUACCUGAUGAAGAUCCUGACUGAGAGAGGCUACUCCUUUGUCACCACCGCCGAGCGUGAGAUUGUGCGUGACAUCAAGGAGAAGCUGUGCUACGUGGCUCUGGACUUCGAGAAUGAGAUGGCCACCGCCGCCUCCUCCUCCUCUCUGGAGAAGAGCUACGAGCUUCCCGACGGCCAGGUCAUCACCAUCGGAAACGAGCGUUUCCGCUGCCCUGAGACCCUCUUCCAGCCUUCCUUCAUUGGUAUGGAAUCCGCUGGUAUCCAUGAGACCGCCUACAACUCCAUCAUGAAGUGCGACAUUGACAUCCGCAAGGACCUGUACGCCAACAACGUGCUGUCUGGCGGUACCACCAUGUACCCUGGUAUCGCUGACCGCAUGCAGAAGGAGAUCACUGCCCUGGCACCCAGCACCAUGAAGAUCAAGAUCAUCGCUCCCCCCGAGAGGAAGUACUCAGUCUGGAUCGGUGGCUCCAUCCUGGCCUCUCUGUCCACCUUCCAGCAGAUGUGGAUCACCAAGCAGGAAUACGACGAGGCAGGCCCCUCCAUCGUCCACAGGAAGUGCUUCUAAGCCCCGCCCCUUCCAUCCUCCACCGUUCAUCUACCUGUCUAUUCAGUUGCAAUAAAAGUCCCGUGCUUGUAAA
Acipenser ruthenus (sterlet) is the source of this 1377-nucleotide messenger RNA. RefSeq names its product actin, alpha skeletal muscle 2. The coding region runs from base 171 to 1304 and encodes 377 amino acids. The transcript has 9 exons. The record is from RefSeq and is a predicted model, not a curated record. NCBI's taxonomy places the organism in Eukaryota, Metazoa, Chordata, Actinopteri, Acipenseriformes, Acipenseridae.